AUGAAUUAUCUUCUUCCAAGUAAUGCACUUUCUCUACGUGGAGACUCUUUUCACUACAUUGUUGAAAAAUUUUGUGGCGAAGAAGUUGUCGAAUUACUUAAAUUUCAACUGAUCGAUUCUUCAGUGGAUUUACUUAACAUUGACGACGUCUUCUUUAUUCUUCAAUUUGAAUCAGAUCGAACAACAUCACUUAAAGAAAUUCUAGGUUUUCCAGUCAAAAAUAAAAACAACAGCUAUUCAUUUUUCGUCAUGCCUGGCAUACGUUUAAAACUCGAAAAAUUUAUUCGUUCACUUCGUUCUCUUAUAUCACCUAAUGACUCAUCAUCAUCAUCAUCAUCAUCAACCAGCAAGCCUUUAACAAUUUCAUCUGAUCUUAUUCAACGAUAUCCUUUAUUAAUCGAUCUUGUCUAUUGUCUUGAGUCGAACUUAUUGUCUGAAUUUGCAUUGGAUUUCAUUUUGAAUAUGUUAAACAAUAUAACACGCUCUAAAAGGUCUUUUCGUUAUGGAAAAUCUAUCAAAGACUUUGCUACUUCCCUCUUCAUCUUAGGAGGGCGCAAUGUUUAUGAAUUUGUUCGACUUAAUCUUGCAGGAUCCAUUCCUAGUUUAACUAGUCUACGAUCGACUCUUACAUCUUCGAAAUUUCAUUACAUUGAAGGUGAAUUUCAAUAUGAACGUCUUAAAAAUUUUGUCAAUUCUACCCAACUCAAGUACUCAUUUUGUGGAGAAGAUAGUACUUCCGUCGUACCAAAAAUCUCUUACGACACACGUUCUAACUGUUUCAUUGGAUUUACACUUCCUCUUAAAAACGGAUUUCCAUGUACUCGAUAUUUUUCUACCAAUUCGUUAAGUGAACUUGAAACGUGGUAUGAGCAAGUGGACAGAUCGUCUCUCAUCAAUGUACAUGUGGUUCAAAUUACCUGUCCAAUAGGUCAACCACCACCACCACCUUUUCUUCUUUCAGCUUAUGGCACUAAUAGCAUAUAUACGUCUGAUGAUGUUCUCGUCAGGUGGUUUAAUAUUUUUGAUUCGUGUAUGACUCAAAAUAUACGAAUAUUAGGAUUUUCAACGGACUGCGAUCCGAGAUACCUGAAGGCCAUGCGAGAUUCAAUGGGAUUUUUUUCAAUACAACAAACCAAGUUUGAAGAUCAUCCAAAUUAUUUUACAAUUUCUAUGCUUAAAGUGGGUGAAUUAAUAGUUUUCAAAGCGAAAACGAGGAGUUAUUUUAUAUGA
Molecule: messenger RNA, 1230 nt
Organism: Rotaria sp. Silwood2
Lineage: Eukaryota; Metazoa; Rotifera; Eurotatoria; Philodinida; Philodinidae
Source: the annotation of a GenBank genome assembly